AGUAUAACUUCUACUCCUCCACCAUCUUGGAUCCCUCUCUCCCAAUAAUUGCUCAAUUUGUUUUUGAGACUGUAUGCAACUUUAGAGAGGCCACUGUGAGGGGUUUGUGCAUGAAAUUUUGCUACUUUGUGAAGAAGUAUUGUUAUGGGCUCCGUGAGAUUAUGCAUGACAUGUGUCUGUGGGAUGGUGAUUGUGUAUUGCGUGCAUAAGUGUAUAUAUGUCUGAUUUUUGACGUAUUUUGUGUGCAUAUUUCACAGUGACUAAUUUGAAUGUGGCUCAUUGUGUAAUUGAGAUGGAGUGCUUGAUAAUUGGAUGCAUGAUUAGUUAAAUAUGUAUUGUUUAGAUUAUCUGAAUAUUGGUUAUUUUAUAUGACCCUUGCAAUUAGACAAGUAAAAGAAAUAGAGGUUUUAAAAAUGGAGAUGAUGAGGUAAAACUUUUAAAAUUUCAGAUUAUAGGAUAGUAUAUUGGGAAACCUCAUAUUGACUAAUGACUAAUAUGUUGAAAUUAGUAGAACCCAUAAGUGACACUCAAAAUUUCUAUUGGGGUGAUUUUUUUUUCUGCUGCUGCUGCAUAAAUUACUGGGCAGAUUUAAUAAUUUCUUCAGUCAUUAUGAAAAUAAUUAAAAAUCUAUUGGACAUUUAAACACAAGAUCAAUCCAAUUUUAUAAUAUUAAUUUAACUAAAUAAAAUAUUCAUUGUAUAAAUCAAUACUUCAAACUUAUUUUAAAAGCAGAAAACUCUCCCUUCUGCUGGAAGCCUGCAAGUCUUCUCUAAUUCUCAACCUCUAUUUUGCUCCUGUUUAUUCCCUCUAGGUGGGUAGUCUCCAGCUAAAAUGGAUUGAGAGCUGGAAAAGGGAUGAGAAGUCAGCAGUUAGGGACAGGAAGAGGCUGACAUGGCUGGUAACAUUAUAAUUUAGUGAACCACCACUUUUCCAAAGAGGAACCCAAAGGAAGACUGGGCAUCUCUUGCAAAUCUCAAAACCAUGGCUCAGGGGUCAGUAACAUUUAAAGAUGUGACUGUGGAUUUCACACAGGAGGAAUGGCAGCACCUGGAUCCUGCUCAGAAGACUCUAUACAUGGAUGUGAUGUUGGAAAACUAUUGCCACCUCAUUUCUGUGGGAUGUCACAUGACCAAGCCUGAUGUGAUUCUUAAGUUGGAACAAGGAGAAGAGCCAUGGAUACCACUGACAAGUCACACCUGCUUAGAACAAAACUGGAGUGCCGAAGAUGUUUUAGUGAAAUUUAAGGAAUGUGAAGAUAAGUAUUCUAGAUCAGUUGUACUCAUCAGUCACAAAAAACUGAUUAAGAAGAACAGUAAUGCAUAUGACAGGACAUUUUCUUUAAGCCAAAACCCUAUAUAUUCAAAAAAUCUAAUUCCUGAAUAUAACAGUCAUGGAAAGAUUUUUAAAAAUGUAUCAGAAUUAAUCAUAAGUAAUCUAAAUCCUGCAAGAAAGAGUCAUAAUGAGUAUAAUGGAUAUGAGAAAUCACUCUUCAAUAGUAAACCAGAGACAGCUCACCAUGGAAUCAAAUCCCAUAAUCAACAUGGUAAAGAUAUCAAUCAUAAUGAAGUGCUGGUGCAAUAUCAUAAGAUGGAAACUCCAGUACAGUCAUUUGAAUAUAAUGACUGUGAAAAAUUAUUGCUUAAAAAGGGAGGUUUACUUACACAUCAUAGAGCUUACAGAAAUGAAAAUCCAUCUGAACAUAAUAAAAGGAGAAGAGCAACCAAUAUUGAAAAAAAACAUAUAUGCACUGAAUGUGGGAAGUCCUUCUGCAGAAGGUCAGUAUUGAUUCUGCAUCAGGGAAUUCACACAGAGGAAAAACCUUAUCAAUGCCAUCAAUGUGGAAACUCAUUUAGAAGGAAAUCAUAUCUCAUUGAUCAUCAAAGAACUCACACAGGAGAGAAACCCUUUAUUUGUAAUGAAUGUGGUAAGUCGUUCCGCCUAAAGACAGCUCUCACUGAUCAUCAGAGAACACAUACAGGGGAGAAAUCAUAUGAAUGUUCACAGUGUAGGAAUGCCUUCAGGUUGAAGUCACACCUCAUUCGUCAUCAGAGAACUCAUACAGGAGAGAAACCAUAUGAGUGUAAUGACUGUGGAAAGUCUUUCCGCCAGAAGACAACACUCUCUCUACAUCAGAGAAUUCAUACAGGAGAAAAACCCUAUAUUUGUAUAGAAUGUGGGAAGUCCUUUCACCAGAAGGCAAAUCUUACUGUACAUCAGAGAACUCACACAGGGGAAAAGCCCUAUAUUUGUAAUGAAUGUGGGAAGUCCUUCUCCCAGAAGACAACCCUUGCUCUUCAUGAGAAAACUCAUAAUAAGGAGAAACCCUAUAUUUGUAAUGAAUGCGGUAAGUCUUUCCGCCAGAAGACAACCCUUAUAGCACAUCAGAGAACACAUACUGGGGAAAAAUCUUAUGAAUGUCCUCACUGUGGGAAGGCCUUUAGAAUGAAGUCGUAUCUCAUUGAUCAUCACAGAACUCACACGGGAGAGAAACCAUAUGAAUGUAAUGAAUGUGGAAAAUCCUUCAGUCAAAAGACAAACCUCAAUUUACAUCAGAGAAUUCAUACAGGGGAAAAACCCUAUAUUUGUAAUGAAUGUGGGAAGUCCUUUCGCCAGAAAGCAACCCUCAGUGUACAUCAGAAAAUACAUACAGGUCAGAAAUCCUAUGAGUGUUCUCAGUGUGGGAAAGCCUUUAGCAGGAAGUCAUAUCUCAUUCAUCAUCAAAGAACUCAUACCGGAGAGAAACCAUACAAAUGUAAUGAAUGUGGGAAGUGCUUCCGCCAGAAGACAAAUCUCAUUGUACAUCAGAGAACUCACACAGGGGAGAAACCCUAUAUUUGUAAUGAGUGUGGUAAAUCCUUCAGUUAUAAGAGAAACCUCAUUGUCCAUCAGAGAACUCACAAAGGAGAAAACAUGGAAAGUCAAUAAAUGGUGUGAUUUCUUUGUGAAGCCUUCCUUCCAAAGUUAUUAUAAAACUUUAGUUUUUUUAAAAGCAUGUUAAUAAGGUAAUUUUAAUCACAAAUGUAAUAAUAGUUAAUAAUUUAAAGUACCAUACAGCAUAACUGUUUUACUGUUUAAUAGUAUAAAAAUGGAUAUGAUCAUUAUUACUGAACUCUAUCAGCAGUGAAUCAAAUUUUUUAAUUUUUUAAGUUCUACUGAUUCAGUUUAUUUUUAAAAGACUUAUAUAAUACAUGGAGAGGCAAAAUAAAAUAAUGGUUAUAAACCGUUUCCAUAGGAGAAAUGAAAUAUGAACUAUAUUUCUCAUUGCACCCAGUGAAAUGAAAAGUAGUUGUUACUUCCUCUAAGUUUAUCACUUUCCUGCCUUACAACAUCAUGAAGUAGUUUUUGCAUGCCUUUAUAUAUUUUUAUCCUACAUCAUGAAUUCUUUGUGUCUUUUUUAACUCAACAUUCUGAAAUUCAUACAUUAUUGUAUGGGCAGCAGUGCUUUUAUAUUCACUUUGUAUACUAUUUCAUUUUAAGACUAUACCACUGUUUAUCAUUUUGAUAGUUAUUUGUAUUUUUUGUAAUUUUGUGCUGUAAUGAAGAUACUGCUAUAAAUAACCUUGUAUAUUU
Molecule: messenger RNA, 3570 nt
Organism: Phyllostomus discolor (pale spear-nosed bat)
Lineage: Eukaryota; Metazoa; Chordata; Mammalia; Chiroptera; Phyllostomidae
Gene: ZNF567
Product: zinc finger protein 567
Exons: 5
Coding region: 982-2925 (647 amino acids)
Biological process (GO): regulation of transcription by RNA polymerase II
Molecular function (GO): DNA-binding transcription factor activity, RNA polymerase II-specific; RNA polymerase II cis-regulatory region sequence-specific DNA binding
Source: RefSeq, a predicted model, not a curated record